AUGUCGACAUACGUCCCACAGAAGAUAGAUUUAACUCCGCGACGAUAUCAUGGUUACGCUGUCCUGCUAUUCAUCAUGGGCACCCUCUUCCCUCCCCUCGCUGUCGCAGCGAGGUUCGGAAUAGGGAAGGACUUCUGGCUUAAUGUCGUAUUGACCAUCUGCGGAUAUAUACCUGGCAAGUUCCGCACCCUCUCAUCCGUCCCGAACAUCCGCAACAACAAGAACCACGCCCGCACUCCCAAGUGGGCACAGCGCUGGGGCCUCGUCGACACUUCCGAAAUCAAGCGCAAAGAACGCAAAUCCCAGUGGGCAGCCCGCUACAACGACAGACUGCCACACUCUGCACUUGAAGGACAACCAUACGAAGAAGGCCAAGAGCAAGGCUCAAGUGUUGAUCUGUCAGUCGAAGGCCGAAAUGGCAAACCACAAAGACAACCCAACGGUGACCUAUGGCGCCCCGAGGACGAAUCGUACUACAACAACGAGCGGGCCUCUGUCGGCUCCUCGUCCGGCCGCUGGCAUUAUCCCGCUAACUUCGAUGAUGUCGAGCCCAUCAGCGCCGACAAGCGUAGUAAGAAAAAGAAAAAGAAAGACAGAUGGGAGAGGACACAGGAUGCAUAUUCUAUGUCAUCCGAGGGCGAGUCGAGGAAGAAGAAAAAGAAGAAACGAAAGUCUUCCGACGCCGCCAACAGUGUGGCUUCGAGGGAGUCGGGCAACGAGUUCCCAGAGGAUCCCGAGGGCGGCUUGUACUCCGAACGACCCCGCUCACCAGCAACAGCAGACGAAGCAGCACCCAAGAAGACAACGGACGAGGACGUCUUCAAACAUCAGUUCUGA
Molecule: messenger RNA, 837 nt
Organism: Cyclocybe aegerita
Lineage: Eukaryota; Fungi; Basidiomycota; Agaricomycetes; Agaricales; Hemipholiotaceae
Source: the annotation of a GenBank genome assembly